Molecule: messenger RNA, 1528 nt
Organism: Phragmites australis (common reed)
Lineage: Eukaryota; Viridiplantae; Streptophyta; Magnoliopsida; Poales; Poaceae
Product: pentatricopeptide repeat-containing protein At4g18975, chloroplastic-like
Exons: 8
Coding region: 123-1115 (330 amino acids)
Molecular function (GO): protein binding
Source: RefSeq, a predicted model, not a curated record
CAGUGUGCAUGAUAUGAUUGUUCUUCGAUUGGUUGUGACUGGGUCGUUGCGUUGUGAUUGCUUCUGCCGAUGUUGCAGCGAGGUGAAGGUGAUAACAACGCCGGCGACGGAACUGGAGGCCCAUGGGCGGGCGAGCCCUGGUUACAUCUCUUCCGGAAGCCCAUCCCUCGCGAAUCGCCUACGGGGCUUUUCCCAAGCCGAGACGUACGGCGCUUUCCGCCGCCGCCGCCGCCAUGCUCCGGCGAUCCCUCCGCACCCUUCACCGCCUAACCAUCACCCGCAACGCCCCCUGCGAUCCUGUCCCCCUCCACUCGUUCUGGAGUUCACAUAUCGAGCUCAUACCUGGUCAGUGUAACAAGCAUACUACCAGAGAUUUCGCUACUAAUAAUAGGGUUACCAGUGGUCGAGUACAUCAGCAAAAGGAAUCGAAACCAACUACGCUUGCGAAGCUCCUUGACCUCCAAGAUUCAAAAGAAGUUGUUUACAACACCCUUGAUGCUUGGGUUGCCUUUGAGGAGGAUUUUCCUCUGGCCUCACUAAAGAAAGCACUUACAGCCCUUGAAAAGGAGGAACAGUGGCAUAGAAUUGUCCAAGUAUCGUAUAUUGUGAUAAAAUGGAUGCUGAGCAAAGGGCAAGGAAAUACAAUGAGAACAUACGAGCUAUUAGUGUGUGCACUUGAGAAGGAUAAUAGAGCUGAGGAAGCACAUAGAAUCUGGCAAAAGAAAAUAGCCCAUGACCUGCAUUCAGUUCCUUGGCGUUUCUGCCAUCUUAUAUUGGCUAUCUACUACAGAAAUAAUAUGCUAGACAGGCUCGUGAAGCUCUUCAAAGAACUUGAAGCAUGUGGUCGUAAACCUCCAAGCAAGGAUAUUAUACGGAAAGUUGAAGAUGCAUACGAAAUUCUUGGACUAAUAGGGGAAAAGAAAGCUUUGCUUGACAAACACAAGGAUUUAUACAACAAGCCAUCUCGAAAUGAUCGAAAGAAAGGCUCUAAAUUGAAGAAGACUGAUAUGGACAAGACAGCUGCUGAUGGCAGCACACAAAGCAAGAUGGAAACAUCUGAAAAUCUGCCACAUCACGAUUGCCCUUCAGAUAAGGAAUCUGUCAUGACCAUUUAGUCAAGAUAAGAGAUUCAUUACUGAUCCACUAAUAAGGCCUUCAGAUCAGACCAGAACCAUAGGCUGCCGACAUUAGCGAUCGCCAUGCCCUCAGCAAGCCUUCAGAUCAGACCAGAACCAGAGGCUGCCAACAUUAGCGAUCGCCAUGCCCUCAGCAAAGGUUUUCCCUAAGUAGCUGUCUAGCUGAGGCAAUCAAUAGUGCGUGCCAACCUAAUUUGACAACAUGCCGUCUCAUUUAUUUCUGAUGUUAUCGAUAGUUGGCGCUAAUCUGAUUUUUCUUUUUCUCCGCUUGCUUAGGCCAAAAGUAUCUAUCCCACUGCCACCAAUAGUUACUCUUAUCUUUGUAUUUGUAAAUAAAACUGAAAUUUUUGGGUUCCUUUUCCUACUAAUAAAGUGUUGGCGUUUCCAUUUCU